UAACGGAACAAUUUUGAAUAUUAUAAAAAGAGAAAUAGAAAUGUCAAUUUUGUAAAGGCACGAGGAAAAGACACAAAACGUCAACGGUUUUCCUGUUCAUUGUUUAUGAAAUCUUAACGUAAAAUGAACGUCAUCUGCUCUAUAUGUAGCGAUCAAUUGAUACAAUCAGAUGAUAUUUUUUAUACAAGAUGUGGACACGUGUUUCAUUUGCAUUGUUUAACACCAUGGCUUGAAAGAUCAAAAAGCUGCCCACAAUGUAGGGAGAAAGUUACACAGAGUAGAAUACAUAGACUUUAUUUUACAUUUUCAAGUAAUGAAGUAGUUGAAUCUCAAGGUUCUACAUUACAAGGAAAAGUUGACAGUUUGAAAUUUCAAAUUUUAUUAAAAGAAAAGGAUAUCCAGUAUUAUUCUUCAAAAAACGUUACUUUAGAAAAACAAAAUGCUGGUUUGAAACAAGAAGUUCGAAAAGUAGAAAGUGAAAUUAACAAAAAAAAUUCAGCAAUUCAUGCUUUGAAGGAACAAAUAAAUUAUUUUAAAAAGCAAAGUUCUGACUGUGAUUAUUUAAGAAAAGAAAUUGUUGAAUUGAAAAGUAAAAUUGAAGACCUUAGGCCCAUAAAAGUAUUAUUACAUGCUGCUGUGACUGAUGUUAGUAAAAUGAUUGGGAAAACUAAAGAUCCAGAAACACUUACCGUGUAUAUUUCUGUUAUGAAGAAAGAAUUAAUUGAAAGUUUUAAUAAAUGCAAACAACUGCGUAUGAGUGUUAAAAAGCUACAAGAAGAACUUGCUAAAGCUAAUGCAAAAUCUAAUACCUCAGUAGAACAACUGGAUGUAGAAGAAAAGUUAACAUUUUUAGAAAGUAAAAAUAGGGCAUUACAAAAACGAGUUGAUGAAUUAGAAGAGAUAUUUUAUAUCAAUGAGAAGUAUAACAGUGAAUUCGAAAUUCAAAAAGCAGAGAAAAAAAAUGAUAUUUCUACAGAAAAUCUAACUGAGAAAGCAUUAGAACAAAAUAAUCAUGAAACAUCAAGUGGAAGUUCUGUAAAUUGCACUACUAAACGAAAAAUUGAAAAGACUUCUAAUACUAAAAGUGUACAAGAAAAAAUGCAUUAUUCUCAAAUAGAAAAUGAUGCAACUGAUUCGGAAAUAGAUUUUAUAAAUUGUAGUUCUUCCAAAAAUUCACCAAUAGCUUCUAAAAAAUUGAAAUUACCAGAGGAUGACACUUUAAAUAAAAAUGAUAAUAAAUUUUCAAAUUCUUCUAUAUCAAAAAAAAAAAAUAAAAUAAAAGAGAGAAAGUAUCUGGUAUUGAAAACAAGCAAAAUAGCCAUGUGA
Eufriesea mexicana is the source of this 1326-nucleotide messenger RNA. Its product is annotated as E3 ubiquitin-protein ligase TRAIP. Gene Ontology annotation, cellular component: site of DNA damage; nucleus. Gene Ontology annotation, biological process: replication fork processing; protein ubiquitination. Gene Ontology annotation, molecular function: ubiquitin protein ligase activity. Lineage: Eukaryota; Metazoa; Arthropoda; Insecta; Hymenoptera; Apidae. The record is from RefSeq and is a predicted model, not a curated record.